UUGAAAAAGGAAGAGAAGGAGAUGAAGCUAAAAUAAGAAAAGAACGAAGCAGCAGUAGCAGCAACGUGAGGCUGAGAAGAAAAAGCAGAGAACUCUGAGAUCGGCGUUGUGUCGGUGACUGGAUCUGUGGUGGCAACCAACGACAAGAUCGCAUCUCGGUCCGGAACUCCUACCUUUCCCUUGGCUGCUAGUGCAGUAGUAGUGCUACACAAACAAUAUGGUAACUGAGAUUGGAAGCUCUUCAGCUGCAGAUGUAAGUGGAGAUUGGGUGAAUGACUUUAAAGCAAUGUUUGUAAGUCCGAAGCAACAAUUCUCAAUUGGGUGUUUGAUCAGUGUUCCAGAUCACCUACGCAAACUGGAUGAGCAAGCCUUCACUCCUUUGCUUAUUUCUAUUGGCCCUAUUCACCGCUCCAUUACAAAAUUACAGACCAUGAACAGGUGCAAAUUACAGUUUUGUGAGCGUUUCAUUCAACGGGCUAACAUAAAUUGGGAGGAAUUAUUAUACGCAGUAAAAGAGAAGGAAAAAGAAAUUCGCUCUUACUAUGUAGAGGAUAUUGUGUCCAGCAUAAGCAUUAAGGAUUUUGUGAAAAUGAUCGUGUUGGAUGGGAUGUUCAUUCUUGAAUACUUCUUGAGACAUUCUAACCCACAUUUGGAAAGGAACGAUUCUAUGAUUGCGGAAUGGAUGCAUCGAAUUUUGAAAUUUGACUUGGUAAUACUUGGAAAUCAGCUUCCCUUUUUUGUUUUAGACAUGCUAUUCAAGCAAGCAAAAUUUCCGGCUGGAUUAGGGAUACGUCCUUUGAAUUUAAAGCAACUUGCUUUUGCAUUCUUUGAAUGUUACGACUUUCAAGGACCUGGGGUUUUGCCAUUGGAUGGGCACGUAGAAAACUUAACAGAUCUGGUUAGAUUGUUUUAUCUACGUGGAAUAUCAACGAAUGUAAGACCUGAAGGGGAUAAACUGUCAUACUCUGCAACCCAGUUGCAUGAGGCAGGAGUCGAGUUGAAGGGAGUCGAGUGGGAUGUGGAGGGCGGAUGGUUUGUUGACAAAAGGUUCUGGGGGUUUGAAAGCAGACGUAGGAGUCGAGAAUUUGUAAAUGGAUCGCGUAGAUGCUGUCUUGACAUACGGUUCCUGCUUCCUGAGGCACUUGUCAAGUUGUGGGGAGUUGGGCUUGAUGAGGAAGAGGAAUUUAAUAGACUGCGUAGACACUUUCUUGAGAUAAGGUUCCACAAUGGAGUGUUGGAAAUCCCCUGCAUUAAGUUAAAUGGUGAGAGAAUACGUCUUAUUCGAAACAUUAUUGCAUUAGAGCAAUCGCAUUAUGUAGGGCACACAUAUGUUACGGAUUUCUUUGUCUUCUUGGAUUUCCUAGUUGAUAAUUCCAAAGAUGUAGAUUUACUUUGUGAUAAGGGAAUCCUCGUUAAUUACCUUGGCGACAGCAACACAGCAGCAUCAGCUGUCAACAGUUUUAGCACCGAUAUGUUAUUGGAUUAUAUGAAUCCUGAAUACUCGAAAAUAUGUAAAGAUUUGAAUGCAUUCUGUAAGAAACCUUGGCAUAGAUGGAGGGCAACGUUAUGGCGUCAAUAUUUUUGCACUCCUUGGAGGGCCGCUUCAACCAGUGCUGCUAUUCUGCUUCUUUUGCUCACGGGCAUACAAACUGUAUGCGCUCUAUGGUCCACUAACUGGUGACAGGUAUGCAGCAGUUCUGCUGAUCACUUUAGCCUUUGUUAUCUGUUAAUUAUCCUUUGUUUUCAGUUGUUACUAUUUUGAAUAAGGGUUUAUCCUUAUCAUUUGGAAGUCUUUUUGAGUGUGUUUGUGUUGGAAUUAGAUCAGAUAGUCAUAUUGCUUAUCUAUAUCUGUUUAAUUAUCCUUUGAGUUUUGUAAUAAUUCUUUUCAAUUCUAU
Molecule: messenger RNA, 1895 nt
Organism: Quercus robur (English oak)
Lineage: Eukaryota; Viridiplantae; Streptophyta; Magnoliopsida; Fagales; Fagaceae
Product: UPF0481 protein At3g47200-like
Exons: 3
Coding region: 218-1681 (487 amino acids)
Source: RefSeq, a predicted model, not a curated record